GAGCAAGACUGCAAGACUCGAUGAAGAUAUUUCUUUUACCAAUCGCUGAACUGCCGGCACCUAGCAUACAUUCCUUCCCGCCUCCAAAUUUCCUGAUAUUUAUCGACGCGUACUGCUUGCAACAAAAACUCUAGCACCUUCGUGAUACUCAAGCCGACAAAGAAGCGCAUAUUGACACAACCUACUAGUACGGCUGCGAUGAAGAUGCUCUCCAUCCUUUUUACCAUUUCCUCGUUCACGAUGACCGCCAUAGCUGCGCCAACCUUGCAAGCUCCCACUGGCCACCACCUAAACUGCACCUUCACUAUCCUUGUCACAGAAACCUGCCACUUUAGCACGGCCCCCUCCCUCAGCACCUCCGCCGCAAUCACCUCCAUCCUCUCACCCUGGGGCGCCUCCAUCACAAACUCCACCGAAGCCCUUAACAUUGACGCCGCGCCGCUCUCCGUCUAUGCCAGCAGUCCGCAGGAGAGUAUCGCUGGGAGACUGGACAUCGAGCGCCCAAACAACACGAAGGUCGAGUUUGGGUGGACGUAUGGACCUUCUGGUGGACGGCCGGUGACGGUAAGGUGGAGUGAGGAUAGAGAGGGCACCGAGGGGCGGUAUGGGUGUGCGGUAAAGCAGAAUUGGGAUGCGCCUGAGGCGAGCUGUGAUGGGGCACACCCUGCAGAUGAGAGGGAGAAGGUAUUAGACUGCUGGUUCAAGUGCAAUGGGAUGGCUGACUCGGAGUCGUGAGCGAGCUUGGGGUUAGGUCUGGAGAGGUGAAGUAUAGUGGUAUGCUCCAAAGAGCAUAGCGUUACCCUACGAUAGGCUUCUUAUCAAAUAUUAAUCAAGGGAUUGCAUUACCGC
Molecule: messenger RNA, 849 nt
Organism: Paraphaeosphaeria sporulosa
Lineage: Eukaryota; Fungi; Ascomycota; Dothideomycetes; Pleosporales; Didymosphaeriaceae
Exons: 3
Coding region: 199-735 (178 amino acids)
Source: RefSeq, a predicted model, not a curated record